Epinephelus lanceolatus (giant grouper) is the source of this 1976-nucleotide messenger RNA. It is a transcript of the gene ptrh1, whose product is annotated as peptidyl-tRNA hydrolase 1 homolog. The record is from RefSeq and is a predicted model, not a curated record. NCBI's taxonomy places the organism in Eukaryota, Metazoa, Chordata, Actinopteri, Perciformes, Serranidae. Gene Ontology annotation, molecular function: peptidyl-tRNA hydrolase activity.
GACAUGACAGGACCACUAGCUAAUGCAACCAUACAUGAGACAUGAGGAUAAUUUAAUACAUUAAUAAGUGUUUAAUCUAACAGGUGUUGCGUGUCAGCCAUGCCGGUGCCAUCAACGUAUGUUGACGUUGUUCCUAAGUGUGUUUAAGCUGUCGUGAGUUAGCCACCAAGGUACAGUAAGCUAACCUUAGCAAGCUAACAGUAGCUAAGCUAACAGUACAAGUCAAAGUUACCUUCACAGAGUUGUGACAGAAUUACGACGUAAAAACCUCUGAGUUGUUUCUAAUAUAACGUUGCCAAUAAGUUAAAGGCCAAUACAAAUACAUAUUGUUAAGUUAUAUUUUCAUAUGUAGCGAACCUCAUUGAAAAAUCAGUCCAGUGACACAGUGAACAUACAGUGUACUCUCAUUGGAAAUGUUUUGUCAUCAGGAUAAAAACCUCUGAAAUUUGACUUAAUGACAAAAGCAAAAAGCCUUUUUUUAUAAGCCGAAUGAAAGAAGUCGCCAUUUUAAGUAGAGUUUGUCGUUAUCUGUCACUCUUUUUCAAGAAGCUGUUGAACUUUGUCACAAUGCGACGACUUUUAACAAGAGUCAUAAACCGAGUUUUGCUGAGUGAGCCUUUCACACCAGCGAUGGGCAUUGAAGCAGAAAUACACACAGAAGGCCGACGAAGGCUGGUGGUGGGGCUGGGUAACCCGGGGAUGGAGGGUACCAGACACAGCAUCGGCAUGGCGGUGCUUGGUGCACUCGCCGCCCGGCUCGGCGUGGCUGACCGUUGGCGCGGCGACAAGCACGUGUCCGGUGAGGUCAUCGUGUCAGAGGUACAGCAAACACAUGUGGUGCUGCUCCGUCCCAGGCUGCUGAUGAACAUCAACGGGGUGUCAGUGGCCAAAGCAGCUGGUAAAUAUGGCAUCAAGCCUGAAGACGUCCUGCUGGUCCACGACGACCUGGACAAACCUCUGGGGAAAAUCGCCCUCAAACAUGGAGGAAGUGCCAGAGGUCAUAAUGGAGUCCGCUCCUGUGUGGACUGUCUUCAGACGGAUGUGAUGCCCAGACUUCGGGUCGGGAUCGGCCGGCCGACGGGGAAAUCCUCUGUGGAGCAGCACGUUCUGGGCCGGUUCUCCUCCGAGGAGAAGAAGGUUCUGGACUCUGUUCUGGUCCAGAGCGUGGACCUCCUCCUCCACCAGCUCUCCAAGCAACACUCCCAACAGGACUCCCAGUCCCCCUCCUCACCAGCAGGAGGCAGGCGAGCAGCACAGCAGAGGAAGGAGAUGGAGCGCUCGGCCUCUCCAGCUGAGAGCUCCGCUGCUGCUCAGAGCUGAAACUCAAAAACAUGAACCUGCACAGAGAGAUCUUUACUCAGGCUGUUUAUUCUCUGGUGUGAGUUAAAGGAGAUUAAUGUUCCUGCAGAGCAUGAGAAUGACUCCAAACGACUGUCUUGAUUCUCCUUGAAACUGUGCAACAUACAGAAAGUUCAAAAUGAAUGAAUGCCAUGAACUUCUCUAAAAACAGAGCUGCAGCUAAUUCUCUGCAUUGAGUUUUACCACAGAGGAGGUUGUUUUCACUCAUAUUUGUCUGAUUGUUGGUCGAAACACCGCAAAGUAAAAUGUGGUGCAGCGCUCAGCCUCAGGCAGAACAUUUAACAGCAGGAUAUUUAACAUUGCAAGAUGAAACAUUUUGUGAUUUUCUGAUUGAAUUCUGUACAUGGAUGUUACAGUAAUCCCAUGGUUGUCUGUCACUGUGUGUGUUGUGAAGCACACAGACGCAGAUUAAACAUCUCUAUGCAUUUAUUUGGAUUAAAAUUACAGAUUAAGAGCACUGCACCCUUUGUGGAGGUAUGCAGAGGAGCGUGACUGAUGCAGCUUUUUCUGCAAAUUCAUUAUACAUCUGAAAGUGUCAGGAAUCUACAAAACAAAAACUAGAAAAAUUGUAAAGUAGGGUUACAAUCAUAGACUGAAAAUAAAGGUAAUAGCGUUCA